UGUACGUAUCAUAAUGAUGACAUGUUUACAAGAUCUAAUUUUUGACUAUAAAUGAGGCACCAAAAUCGUGGAAAUUUAGUUAUCAUUCAAGUGUAUCGACAAUAAACAUGUCUAAGCAAUUGAUGGUUUGUUUGGUUCUGGUUGCGGUUUUGGGAGACCAAUUCAUGCAAAUUGAAUGUGGUGAUGGACGUGCGUUGGCUGGCAAAGUAAAGGGAACCAUGACACAAGGUCUAUCAAAUGCCGUUGAGCCAGCAGAGAAUGAUAUUGUUGGAAUAGUAAAAUGUGCGGUUGAUGUAAUGGAUGGCAUUGCUAGUGAAUUUAAUUGCGGCCAGAUAUGGCAUGAUAUUCAAGGACAAUCGGUGAAAAAUGUCAAUAAUCUAUUCCUGUGUCUCAAGUCGACGGGCUUCACACUUAAAAAAUGUAUUGCCAAAGAAGCGGUUGGAAUCGGUUUAAAUGCGUUUAGUUUCUUGAAAAAAUUGGAUUCGGAAUCUCCCGAGGCUGCCAAACAGUUGCGUAUCCGUAUUGUUGAUAGAUGUGCCAACUCACAAUGAAUUGAAUAGAACUUUCGUUUUGUAUACUUUAAAAGGUUUCUCAAUACCUAGAAUAUCUCUAAGCAUAGUUCAUCGAAAUGCUUCAAAUUAAAGUAUCACACAAAAUCCACAUACACACAAUUCAAACGACUUUGAU
This is a messenger RNA of Sitodiplosis mosellana (orange wheat blossom midge), 687 nucleotides long. RefSeq lists its product as uncharacterized. The coding region runs from base 108 to 551 and encodes 147 amino acids. The record is from RefSeq and is a predicted model, not a curated record. The transcript has 6 exons. Lineage: Eukaryota; Metazoa; Arthropoda; Insecta; Diptera; Cecidomyiidae.